Molecule: messenger RNA, 2213 nt
Organism: Owenia fusiformis
Lineage: Eukaryota; Metazoa; Annelida; Polychaeta; Sabellida; Oweniidae
Source: the annotation of a GenBank genome assembly
GUCGGAACACCGCCAUGUUGCCCUACAAAAUGAUCUCUCGGUCAAGUCGCAAACUUUUGGCUCUAGCUGCAUCGGGAGGCCAGUCACAGUCAAUAUGCCGAACCCUAGCAGCAUUGAAUCUCCAAUUCAAAAGAAGUUAUUCAAAUGGAGACACAGAUCUGGUAGUUAUCGGAUCGGGUCCAGGUGGUUAUGUUGCGGCUAUUAAGGCAGCCCAGCUCGGAAUGAAGACUGUAUGUGUAGAAAAGAAUGAUACUCUAGGAGGUACAUGCCUGAAUGUAGGCUGUAUACCAUCAAAGUCUCUCCUGAACAACUCACAGCUCUACCACCAAGCAGCAUCACAAGAUUUUGUAAACAGAGGCAUUGAUGUUGGAGCAGUCAAACUUAAUCUCCCAAAGAUGAUGGAAGUGAAAGCCGGAACAGUGAAAGCUCUUACUGGAGGCAUAGCUCAUUUAUUUAAACAAAAUAAAGUAACUCACAUACAAGGCCAUGGGACUAUAACAGGGGCAAAUGAAGUGACUGUUCAAAAAAGGGAUGGGACUUCAGAAGUGGUGCAAACCAAAAAUAUUCUUAUAGCAACUGGUUCUGAAGUGACUCCGUUCCCAGGCAUUGACGUGGAUGAGAAGACUAUUCUUUCAUCCACAGGAGCACUAGAGUUAGACAAAGUCCCAGAGAAGCUGGUACUAAUAGGAGCAGGAGUCAUUGGAGUUGAACUUGGCUCUGUUUGGCAAAGGCUGGGUGCCCAAGUAACAUGUGUGGAAUUCCUAGGACAUGUCGGAGGUUUGGGCAUUGACAUGGAGGUCUCCAAAAUGUUUCAACGUAGCUUACAAAAACAAGGUCUUAAAUUUAAACUCAACACUAAAGUGACCGGGGCAACCCGAGAGGGUGAAAACAUCAAAGUGGAUAUAGAAGCUGUGAAAGGUGGCAAAACAGAACAGCUUGACUGUGAUGUCCUACUAGUGUGUGUAGGUAGGAGGCCAUACACUGACAAACUUGGCUUGGAUUCAGUAGGGAUACAAACUGAUGACCGGGGAAGGGUACCUGUCAACAGCAAGUUCCAGUCAGCUGUUCCAAGUAUCUAUGCCAUUGGGGAUUGUAUACAAGGACCUAUGCUAGCCCACAAAGCAGAAGAUGAAGGUAUAAUAUGUGUAGAAGGUAUGCUUGGAGGGGCCAGCCACUUAGACUACAACUGUGUACCAUCUGUCAUAUACACCCACCCAGAAGUGGCAUGGAUUGGCAAAAAUGAGGAACAGUUGAAAGAAGAGGGUAUUCCAUACAAUGUUGGUAAGUUUCCCAUGGCAGCCAACAGCAGGUCCAAGUGCAACCAAGAUACUGAUGGAAUGGUGAAGGUGUUAGGCCACAAGGAGACAGACAGAAUGUUGGGUUGCCACAUUGUGACAUCAGUUGCAGGGGAACUGAUAAAUGAAGCCGCCCUGGCGAUGGAAUACGGAGCAUCUUGCGAAGAUAUGGCGAGAGUCUGCCAUGCGCAUCCAACUGUGGCUGAAGCUCUGAGAGAGGCUAACUUGGCGGCUUACUGUGGAAAACCUAUUAACUUCUAAUCAAUGUAAACAUUCAUUAGUUUUCAAAAUGCACGUGCAAGUCAUGUAUUGUACAUCUGGUCAUCUCUGAUCAACAUUAGAACACUGCAGGCUUUAAAAUGGACCUUUUGUUUCGUCAAGUUUCCCCACAAGUUACUAGCUUGGCAAGCAAAUGGUUGUUUAGGUUUGUAUGCAGUAUCAUGGACUACAGCACAGGUGUCAGUGUAUAUAUUUUCGAAGGCUUCUCUGGACUAACAUAUUCGGAAAGCUCCACAAAGGCAACCCGUCUUACUCCUGUACAUUUUACUGUCAAAUGGAACUGAAUGAUAUUAACCCCAGGCUAAUUUAAAUGCUUACCUUUGAUCAUAUCAUAGAUUGUUGGAUGUUUAUAGAGAAGUUGAUUACAUUUGAUGAUGUCAUGCACCUCUUGAAUGUGCCAAAUGGACAGAAAUUCAGAUGUUUCAAAGAUGUUUGACCAGUCUGAGUAGAAGAUUUCAACAUAUUGUACAAGAUACAUGUGUCGCCUAUUAAGCUAGUCUGUCUAUUUGAUGAUAUUAUAUGAGAGUAAUUUGGUAUUUUUGUUUUCCCAAGACUUGUUUUUCGCAAUUUCUAUGGAAAUUAUUAAUUAAAACUACUAGUUUAGCUGCACUAUACAACAUAGUACUGUACUGUAUUAUA